AGGAGAAGAGAGGACACAGAACGAGAGAAGGAAAGAAAAAAAGGGGAAACGGACAAAUAAAGAGAUCCUAUUAUCUAUCCAUCGACCGCACCAGCAGUGACCUCGCGCCCUCCCCAAAGAAGCCUCCGCGAUGUCUUGGUGGAGUCUGUAAAAAAAUUUUUAACCUCCGUGUCGCCAAAGGUGAUACUGGGACAUAGCCCGGGGGGACCCUGCCUCUUUCUUUUAGCAGAAGAAGCCAGAAGCCAUGGAGAUUCGGACAGAAGAAUUAAGGAAGUUCGCUGGGAGGACCUUAGGGCAGUUAAACAGGAUCCUUGAACGGAAACAGGCAGGUGGGGAGACCAUCGAGCUGACUGAAGAGGGCCGGCCUGUUGAGGUGACCGAGAAGCACUUGCCCAUCGUCGACUGCACCUGCUUUGGCCUCCCUCGCCGCUACAUCAUCGCCAUGCUCUGUGGCCUGGGCUUCUGCAUCAGCUUCGGCAUCCGCUGCAACCUGGGCGUGGCCAUCGUCAGCAUGGUCAACAACAACACCGUCUACGAAGGGGACAAACCCGUUGUGAAGAAAGCAGAGUUCAACUGGGAUCCUGAGACAGUGGGCAUGAUUCAUGGGUCCUUCUUCUGGGGUUACAUCGUCACCCAGAUCCCAGGAGGGUUCAUAGCAAAUAAAUUUGCUGCUAACAGGGUUUUUGGCUUUGCCAUUGUGGCGACAUCAACCCUGAACAUGCUCAUUCCAUCGGCCGCAAGGGUCCACUUUGGCUGCGUGAUCUUCGUGCGGAUCCUGCAAGGCCUUGUGGAGGGGGUCACCUACCCAGCAUGCCACGGUAUCUGGAGCAAAUGGGCACCCCCCCUGGAACGCAGCCGCCUGGCGACAACAGCCUUCUGUGGCUCUUACGCGGGGGCUGUGGUGGCCAUGCCUCUCGCUGGGAUCCUAGUGCAGUAUUCCGGGUGGAGCUCGGUAUUCUACGUCUACGGCAGCUUUGGUAUCUUCUGGUAUAUCUUCUGGCUGAUGGUUUCCUACGAGAGUCCUGCGCAGCACCCAACCAUCACCGAGGAAGAGAGGAAAUACAUAGAAGAAAGCAUUGGAGAAAGCGCCAGUCUUAUGAAUCCCCUUGUGAAAUUCAAAGCGCCGUGGCGCAAGUUCUUCACUUCCAUGCCUGUCUACGCCAUUAUUGUGGCCAACUUUUGCCGGAGCUGGACCUUCUAUUUGCUCUUAAUUAGCCAGCCGGCCUAUUUUGAAGAAGUCUUUGGCUUUGAAAUCAGCAAGGUGGGCAUGCUCUCUGCUUUGCCUCACCUGGUCAUGACGAUCAUCGUGCCCAUUGGGGGCCAAAUCGCCGACUACCUGCGGACGCGGAGGAUCAUGUCUACCACAAACGUCCGCAAGAUGAUGAACUGUGGGGGUUUUGGAAUGGAAGCCACACUCCUCUUAGUGGUUGGCUAUUCCCACAGCAAAGGCGUAGCAAUUUCGUUCCUUGUUCUGGCCGUGGGUUUCAGCGGUUUUGCUAUUUCAGGAUUUAACGUGAAUCACUUGGACAUUGCCCCCCGAUAUGCCAGUAUCCUCAUGGGGAUCUCCAAUGGCGUGGGGACUCUGUCAGGGAUGGUGUGUCCACUCAUCGUUGGAGCUAUGACCAAACACAAGACACGGGAGGAGUGGCAAUACGUCUUCCUCAUCGCCUCUCUGGUGCAUUACGGGGGUGUCAUCUUCUAUGGGAUUUUCGCCUCGGGCGAGAAGCAGCCCUGGGCCGAGCCGGAAGAGACCAGCGAGGAGAAGUGCGGCUUCAUCAACGAGGACGAACUGGCCGACGAGGAGGACGAAGCGGCCCGGAUGGCCGCAGGAGGGGGUGGGGGAGGAGGAGGCGGGGGCUACGGCGCUACCAAGAGCACCAGUUUUGCCAAUGGAGGCUGGACGGCUGACUGGGACAAGAAGGAAGAAUACGUCCAGGAGCCUGGCAAAGAUUCCUAUAUGUACGGCACGCCAGGAGAGCGGGACUUAUCAUAGAGAUGCCCCAUCCCUCCUUCCGUGUGGGAUACUGGGGCCUUGGUUCAGUCCUCUGGAGUGGGGGGGGAGAAGGCCUGUGUUUAGGUUGCUUCUCCCCCUCCCCUUUCACUUUACCGCCCUUUCCC
Messenger RNA from Lacerta agilis (Sand lizard), 2118 nucleotides. RefSeq names its product solute carrier family 17 member 7 (gene SLC17A7). The transcript has 12 exons. Gene Ontology annotation, biological process: neurotransmitter loading into synaptic vesicle; monoatomic anion transport; regulation of synapse structure or activity. NCBI's taxonomy places the organism in Eukaryota, Metazoa, Chordata, Lepidosauria, Squamata, Lacertidae. The record is from RefSeq and is a predicted model, not a curated record. Gene Ontology annotation, molecular function: neurotransmitter transmembrane transporter activity; L-glutamate transmembrane transporter activity. The coding region runs from base 245 to 1993 and encodes 582 amino acids. Gene Ontology annotation, cellular component: excitatory synapse; synaptic vesicle membrane.